CGGAUCCAAACAAGCAGCAGCAUGAGCGCGCCGCCGACGGAGAAGCCCAAGAUCAAGAAGCUCACCAAGAACAAGGUGGCCGAGGUGCUUGGCGACAAGCCGGUCUUGGACCUCACGCACCGCGGCGUCGAGACCAUGGACGCGCACGCGUGCGAUGGCCUCACGGCCAAGAAGCUCGACCUCUCGCACAACAAGCUCACGCGCUUUAGCUUCUCGAUGGCGAUGACGCUGACGCAGCUCAAGAUCACGUCCAACCUCCUCACAGACAGCGGCGUCGGUGACUUGAGCCACUGCAAGGCCCUCGUAACGCUCGACCUCAGCGACAACAAGCUCUCGCGCCUCCCGGGUGCGAGCCUCCGCCACUGCACGCAGCUCAAGGCGCUCGUGCUCACCAAGAACUCGAUCACGUCGCUCGAUUGGCUGCCGUCCAUGCCGCAAUUGACGUCGCUCAUUGUGAGCCAGAACCGGAUUGGCGACAUCAGCGAAAAGGCACUCGGCAAAGUCAAGAACCUCGUCAAGAUUUCCAUCUCGCACAACAAGCUCAAGGCGCUGCCUGACAUGGCGGUCCUCGCCGACCUCUCGGAGCUGCGCAUCUCCAACAACCAGCUCACUGCCCUGCCCGCAACGCUCGCCAACAACCGCAACCUCAAGAUCCUCGAUGCGUGCCAUAAUGCGAUCGACACGUGGGACGGCUUCGAGAACCUCGGCAGCUUGAAGCAACUCAAGCAGCUCAACUUGAAGGGCAACCCGCUCUGUGGCGUCGCCGCCGAAGCCGCCACAACCGAAGACGAGGCGGGAAAGAAGGCUGCGGACAAGAAGAACAAGUUGUACAACUUCAAGAUGAAGCGUCUCUUUGAAACACUCAUCAUUCGCGACGGUCACCGCGUGCUUGAGAAGCGGACCCACGGCUACGUCGCGCCGCCCAAGCCCGACCCGGAGGAGCGCAAGAAGCGCAAGCUCGAAGCCGAUGAAAAGGCCAAAUUGGACAAAAAGGCCAAAAAAGAUAAAAAGGCCAAAAAAUCGGAGAAGGCUGAAAAGUCAGCAAAGGCGGCGUCGGACGAGCUGCCCGCCGAGGCCGCUGACGACGAGCCCGCGGCCAAGAAGGCCAAGAAGGAGAAGAAGGCCAAGAAGAAUGCCGAGGCGGACGCGCCCGCCACGGCCAAGGUCGCCAAGGAAGACUUGCGCCCGACAGAGGAGAAGCCCGUGGUGGACGAGAAGGCUGUCCGUGGCAAGAAGAAGAAGGAGCGCGUCAAAUUCAUCAAGGAAAGUGGUGCGCUGGGCGUCGUCCAGAUGAAAAAGUCCAAGGCGGCCAAGACACCUCUCGACAUCGCGACGCUCGCAGCGUCGACGGACGUGGGUAUGGGCGGCGAUUCGGCGUGGGAUUAAAAAGCAGUCGAUAUUCAAUACAGUCGCUUGUGUUUCUAC
This is a messenger RNA of Saprolegnia parasitica CBS 223.65, 1425 nucleotides long. RefSeq lists its product as hypothetical. Gene Ontology annotation, cellular component: extracellular matrix. The record is from RefSeq and is a predicted model, not a curated record. Bases 22 to 1386 code for a protein of 454 amino acids. Lineage: Eukaryota; Oomycota; Saprolegniomycetes; Saprolegniales; Saprolegniaceae. The transcript is spliced from 6 exons. Gene Ontology annotation, molecular function: protein binding.